AUGGCAAAGUUCAUGGCAUUGCUUAUGAUCAUGGCUUUAUCUUAUUUUACAGCUAUAGCAAAUUCACAGGAUGGUAUCGUUCCGCCAGAGUGUAGCCCAAAUCCGGCCAUCCUCAAACUUGAUGCCAAACUUCAAUGGGUGGAGGCAACUGAACCUUUACAUGCACAUAUCGACGCGAAUGUUACUUGUGGGAUUGGUCCAGGUAUGCCCUUUGCAAAUUCUUUGUUGAAUAAAACUUCGUUUCUUGGGGAAAUAGGGUUGGUACCAUGCGCCAUGGCUGGGAACAGAAUCAGUCAAUGGCAAAAGGGGACUUUCCUUUACAAUCAGUUGGUGAUGAGAGCCAAGGCUGUUGCAGUGCAAGAAUGUGGGGUAACUAGAGCUAUGCUUUGGUAUCAAGGGGAGAGUGACGCAACAUUACUGAGUAAUGCAAAUGCUUAUAAAGGAAAAAUGCAGCAAUUUUUCACAGACUUGAGAAGUGAUGUUGGGAUACCAGAUCUUUUGAUUAUCCAGGUAAACUUUAAUUCGGUACUCCCUCCAUUUCAAUAA
Molecule: messenger RNA, 546 nt
Organism: Solanum pennellii
Lineage: Eukaryota; Viridiplantae; Streptophyta; Magnoliopsida; Solanales; Solanaceae
Product: probable carbohydrate esterase At4g34215
Exons: 3
Coding region: 1-546 (181 amino acids)
Source: RefSeq, a predicted model, not a curated record